This is a messenger RNA of Motacilla alba alba, 5772 nucleotides long. It is a transcript of the gene TMPRSS6, whose product is annotated as transmembrane serine protease 6. Gene Ontology annotation, molecular function: protein binding; serine-type endopeptidase activity. NCBI's taxonomy places the organism in Eukaryota, Metazoa, Chordata, Aves, Passeriformes, Motacillidae. The record is from RefSeq and is a predicted model, not a curated record. The coding region runs from base 2136 to 4562 and encodes 808 amino acids. Gene Ontology annotation, biological process: proteolysis. The transcript has 18 exons.
UGAGUAACACUGGUUGUGAAUGCCAGAGUCAUUACACUCUCAGUGAUUUGGGGACCUUUUGCUGCUGGGUUCCCAACAGCCCUUUGGAAAUGUCACACAGGGAGCAGUCACACACCGUGUUCUCCCCUCUCGAGCCCAUGAGAACACGGCGUGUGGUUCGCAAACCCACAGAAACACGCUAUGGCUGUGUCCGCCAGUACCAGAGGCAAACCAAAGCUGAACAAGAGCACUGUGUGGAAAAUAUUGGUGUGGAAAAUAUCAAGCUAACAGUCACAGGCACGAGUCCUCUCUUUAUCUUAAGCCCAGACACAGUAAAGAUAGCUGUCACAUCUCUCAUCUCCUUUCCAAGAUACCUUGUUCAUAAAUAGAUACCACUCUCAGCCUCCUCCUACAUCUCUUCCUUUUUUUUUUUUUUUUUUUUUUUUUCUGUGGAGAAACAGAAAGCAAGGGGUACUUGCAGUAAAAAAAUUCCUCUGAAGUUAGAUCUGAUCAAAGGUUUGGGUCCUUGGUUGAUUCAAAAGCCUGUGGUGAUAGAUGUGGUAUGCUUGCUUAGAUAGAUCGGGUUGAGAUUCUAUAUAUUUUGUUCUGCUGAAAACACCAGAAAAAGAAGAUUCUUCUUUCCAGGAAAAUUUAAUUCAAAAAAGCAAGGUCUUUGGCAUUGAGAAAUACCCUCAGAUCGGUUCUGACCCACUGUGGCAAGCCCCUCAUAGCGUAAACUCAGAAAAGCUAUAUAUGAAUACAUUUGUGCCCAAAGAUGCUGCAUGUCCCUCAUUAACCGUGGAAAUUCUGGCUAAAAGUAACUUUUAAAAGUGAAAUCAGGUCUCAAAUAUCUUGAUUCUGAAAGCACUCCCACUCAAUCACUACAGCUUUCUAUCUACAUUGAAUGUUUAUCUACUAGAAUCCACCAUGAGGCAACUACAGCAAUGGCUUUUGGUCUUCAUGCAGUCCCAGACUAAACUUGGUCCAGUGACAGAGCUGAAAAAUAUCUACCCCUGCACAGCUGCCAAAAUGAGCCCAAGCAAGCCCUGGCCCAAAUAAGCUCAACCCCAGGUCGAUGUGGCUGGCUAGAGCUCUGCCCUGGGUCAGGAGCCACCCAUUUAUUGAUAGAGUAACUCUGUUUUCUCUGCUCUAGCUGCAGUGUCUCUGCUUUCUGUGAAAAACAAAGGGGCACAUACAGACCUGCGGGACUGUAAGCAAAAGCAGCUGAGAAGGACCUGGGGCUGGAAGAAAAGCAGAUGCUGCAGGGAGAUAUGAGUGGUUGUGCAGCUGAGUGUGGGGAGCCCAGUGUCAGGAGACCAGGCAGCAAGAAGUGCAAGAAGACAAGAGGGAGUCUCUGAGGUUGGCACUGUGCUUUGCUUUCAUCUGAUGAACACUGUGGUAACCAGACCUGCUCUCUACUGCUGUCCUCCCUCCUUCCAGCCAUCUACCUCUGCCAGCCAGCAUCUGCUCCAUCCCUGUGCGGGGGAACACACACCGAUGGGACCAAAGAGGGCAGCUAAGAAAUACAGCAGUUGCUCAGCAACUCCCUGUCCCCUGAGGAGGACAGUGUAAGCAAUCUGCACCAAUCUCCUGGACUGCUCCUCUCUGCACAGCUAGAGAUGCUCCUACCUUGACUUUUUCUGGAUUUCCCCUGCUCAGCCUGCAGAUCUUCUCCCGCUUUAAGCUUCCAAACCCUUCAUUUCAGAAAAGAAAAAAGCCAUUGCGCAGGGUGCGCUGACCCACCGCAGCAGGAUGGUGCAGGACAAAGGCCGAGCUGAAGGGACACGGCACCAGGUUAUUGAUCACUGAGGAGACCUUGAGCUGGGUAAAUAGAUGUCCUGCUUCCUCCCCCACUCCCUGCAGGUGUGAGUUGGGGUGUGGGCCAGGUCUCACAGGCAGCAGCAGGCUUUAGAGAAGCAAAACCCAGGGAAUGCCUUUGAAUACCAUUGGAUUACCAGGAGAUGUAGACAAGACAGUGUCCUGGAAGCCUGUCUCCCACUGAUUUAGCAGUUUUACUCGCAUUUGCUCUGAGCAAAGUCUUUGAUAUUUGCGCAGUGAUCUCUUGGGACUGUAGAUCUUGGGAGAGGAGGACAGAUUUGGCAUAACACCUUCAGAGAGGGUGUAAAGGGAAACAGAAAAACCAGCCUGACCCUGGCAUGCUGUGUCACCAGACGCGCCUGAUGGAGGCCGAGGAACAGGAGGAAGACUCCAGCUCGCUCUCAAAUGACAAAUCAGAAACUAACUCACGUCUCUGCCUCCGCUAUGUGCCCCUCGGGAUAGCCUUUCUUGUGCUGGCUGGAGCUGCUGCAGCAACCUGGUAUUUCCUAGACUACAGACCAUGGCAUCUGGAGCCAUCCGUCUUGCAGUUCUACUGUGGCAGCCUUCAGGUCCUCAACCGCCGGUACUCCCCGGACCUCGGGCAGGUGGAGUCCAGAGCCUUCUGGGUGGAGUCAGCUAAGCUCCAGAACAUGCUAAAGGAACUGAUUCGUGCCACAGAGCUGGGUCGGUACUACAACUCCAGCACGGUGUAUGCCUUUGGGGAGGGAGCUCUGACCUUCUUCUUCUGGUUCACCCUCCAAAUCCCUGAGAGUCAGCAGAAGGAGGCAACUGCUGAGAGGGUAAACACAGUGCUCCACCAAGAGCUCUCCACCAGCUUCAACAGCUCAGGCAGCCUGUCCUACCAGACGGAGUACAGGGUCAACCCAGACUCUCUGGUUCUCCUGGAAUCCAGUGUGAAAGACAUAGUAGUGCUGCAAUCCACUCUGGGUUGCUACAGGUACAGCUAUGUCCAGGAGGAUGACGUCUUAAGGCUGGAGGGCCCUGACUACCUGGCCUCCAGUUGUCUUUGGCACCUCCAUGGCCUCAAGGGCUACAUGAUCAAGCUACGCCUGGAGUGGACUCUGCCUGACUGCAGGGACCGCCUGGCAAUGUACGACGCAGCCGGGCCCCUGGAGAAACACCUCAUCACCUCGAUCUAUGGCUGCAGCCGGCAGGAGCCCAUUGUCGAAGUCCUUUCAUCUGGUCCUGUCAUGUCCAUUGUGUGGAAGAAAGCCAUGUACAGCUACUAUGACCCCUUCAUCCUCUCAGCACAGGCGGUGCCCCUCGAAGCUUGUGAAGUGAACAUAACUCUGCGGGAGAGCCUGGAGCUGCAGGGGAAGAUCGGCACCCCACACUACCCCAGCUACUACUCGCCCAACACACAGUGCACCUGGCACAUGACGGAGCCAUCUGCCCUCUGCUCUGCACCCCCUUGUCUGCAGGUCCCAUCCCUCGACUACGGAGUCACCCUCUGGUUUGAUGCCUACGCCCUCAGCAGACAGAAGCACGACCUGCCCUGUACCCAAGGCCAGUGGAUCAUUCAGAACAGAAGGUUGUGUGGCCUGCGGACCCUGCAAGCCUACGCUGAGAGGAUCCCAGUCACAUCUUCUGCUGACAUCACCAUCACCUUCACCUCGCAGAUCUCCUUAACCGGCCCUGGCGUACAGGCAGCUUACAGCCUGUACAAGCAAUCUGACCCCUGUCCUGGGGAGUUUCUGUGUUUGGUGAAUGGUUUGUGUGUCCCAGCCUGUGAUGGGAUCAAGGAUUGCCCCAAUGGGCUGGAUGAGAGAAACUGUGUGUGCCCUGCAAAGUUCCAGUGUCAUGAGGACAGCACUUGCAUCGAGUUCAGCAGGGUCUGCAACCAGCAGCUGGACUGUGUCAACGGGAGUGAUGAGGAGCACUGCAGUGAAGGGGUCCCCUGUGGUCCUUUCACCUACCGCUGUGAAGAUGGGACCUGUGUGAAGAAACCCAACCCCCUGUGUGACACCACUGCAGACUGCAAGGACCUGUCUGAUGAGAAUCACUGUGACUGUGGGAUGCAAGCCCCUCUCAGCAGGAUUGUGGGUGGUAUGAAUUCUGUGGAAGGAGAAUGGCCAUGGCAGGCCAGCCUGCAAGUUCGGGGCCGACACAUUUGUGGGGGAACACUCAUUGCUGACCGCUGGGUGGUCUCAGCCGCGCACUGCUUCCAGGAUGAGAGGCUGGCCUCCCCUUCCAUCUGGACCGUUUACUUGGGUAAAUACUUGCAAAAUGCCACCGGCCAUACAGAGGUGUCCUUCAAGGUUAUCCAUCUCUUUCUUCACCCUUAUUAUGAGGAGGACAGCCAUGAUUAUGAUGUGGCCCUGCUCCAGCUGGAUCAUCCUGUGAUCAUCUCGCCCUUAAUCCAGCCCAUCUGCUUGCCUGCUCCAUCUCACAUCUUUGAGCCUGGCCUUCUUUGCUGGAUCACUGGCUGGGGAGCCCUCAAGGAAGGUGGGCAUAUCAGCAGUGUUCUGCAGAAAGUGGACGUGCAGCUGAUCCAGCAGAACAUCUGCAGUGAGGCUUAUCACUACAUGAUUACUCCCAGGAUGCUGUGUGCUGGGUACUACCAGGGCAAGAAGGAUGCUUGCCAGGGAGAUUCUGGAGGUCCACUGGCCUGCAAAGAACCCAGUGGCAGAUGGUUUCUGGCUGGUUUGGUCAGCUGGGGAAUGGGAUGUGCACGUGCAAAUCACUAUGGAGUAUACACCAGGAUCACUCAGGUGCUGGGCUGGAUGAACCAAACCAUGAGCUGAGAAAAGUGCAUCUCUGUCUUCUCCCCAUCACACCUGCACUCACAUGGCACUCAUUCCUGAUCUUGCUCACUUGCCUCCCAAAGAAAAAGAGUGUGGGAUGUUGUCAGACCCAGGAUGCUCUUCUGAACUGGGUAAAAAAAGGCUGCUGCAGGGAUUGUAGAGAAAAGCAGGAAGACCCUCUUCCCCAUUAGUGCUUCCCAGGGAGCAUCCCAAGGGGUUUUUUGGCCAUCCAUUCAAAAGCAGGGAAAAGGGAGGCAAGUGGGGGAGUUUGGGGCAAUGACAUGACACACAGCAAUAGGCUAAAGCUGAUGGUUUCUGAGAAGAGGAAUAAGGAGAGUUGAACUUUCCAUGAACCAUGUGAUUAAGCCACAGUCUUAUGCUGGAACAUUUGCUGAAAGAAAAUGUGACUGAUGUAGUUAGAGAUUCCAGUAACUGUGAAAUCAAUCUGCCUCCCUCUUCCUUCCUGCUGCUUAUCCUUCAUCCCCCUUCCCCUCCCAUCACUCCUCCUCUUCCAUCUCCCUAAUAGCUUCUUUUCUUAGCUGGCAUGUGCUGUUCACUGUGCUGUUCAGCUCAGCCAGCCAACUCUUCACGUCUCACUGACUCCCAGGCAUGAGCCCAGCAUCGCACCCCCAAGCACGUGUCCUGCCUCCCUGCUGGAGCAGCACCCAGCCUCCACUGCUGCACUUCCCCCAGUAAAAACGCUGGAGCAGACUCCCAUCUCCUUCCCUCAGCCCUUCUAAAUACCUUUAACAUCAGGGCAUCUCAACCUCUUCCAUCUCCUAUCUCAGGUAAUGCAGGAGAUGAAGGAGAAGGCUUCAGGGCACAGGGCUUAAACUGCAACUGCUGCGGGUUUGGUUUUUUAACUAAAGAUAUACACGUGUGUAUGUGUGUGUGUGUGUGUUACAUAAUUGGCCACUCUCUGGAAUUAUAAAUAAAAUUAAUUUGAGGAUUUUUUUGGCUCUAGUUUGCCUCACUCUGCUAAAAAUUAUCUUGAGGUUUGUCUAUUUUGACCAAACUCCAGUCCUGGCACUGUCAACUGGCAAAAGGUUCCACACCCUUGCCCAACCCCCAUCAGCUGUCCUUAGGAUUAACAAGAUCACUAGACAGGUGGUCCUCACUUACUGCAGAUAAGCAAACCUGCUCUGUAGCCCAGCUGCCUGCACUGGGGAUGCAGCAGCACAGACACAGUGGGAAGGACCCCCAGCCCCCC